UCUCUGCCCUCGUUCCAGUUUCAGGCUGGUUGGCGCGGAAUCGAGAGACUCCCGGACCAUGGCGCCCGUGCACGGCGACGACUCUGUGUCAGAUUCAGGGAGCUUUGUAGCUUCUCGAUCCCGGCGAGAAAAGAAAUCAAAGAAAGGGCGCCAGGAAGCUCUAGAAAGACUGAAAAAGGCUAAAGCUGGUGAGAAGUAUAAAUAUGAAGUUGAGGACUUCACAAGUGUUUAUGAAGAAGUUGAUGAAGAACAGUAUUCGAAGCUGGUUCAGGCACGCCAGGAUGAUGACUGGAUUGUGGAUGAUGAUGGUGUCGGCUAUGUGGAGGAUGGCCGAGAGAUUUUUGAUGAUGACCUUGAAGAUGAUGCCCUUGAUUCUCAAGAAAUAGGAAACAAUAAUAAAACACGCAACAAAGAAAAGAGGACUGUAAAGAAGAGUGUGGUGACAAAACCAAACAAUAUCAAGUCAAUGUUCAUUGCUAGUGCUGGGAAGAAAACUGGUGAUAAAGCUAUAGAUUUGUCCAAGGAUGAUCUGCUAGGGGACAUUCUACAAGAUCUGACCACUGAGACACCUCAAAUAACUCCACCACCUGUAAUAAUACCGAAGAAGAAAAGAUCCAUUGGAGCUUCACUGAAUCCUUUCUCUAUGCACACCCCUAAGGUAGUUCCUUCAGGAAAAACUGCUUCCCCUGUCUCAAAGAAGGAGCCUCUGUUAACUCCUAUUCCUCUUCAACGUGCUGAAUUUGCUGGAGAGCCAGCACCAGCAGCAGUGUGUACACACGACAAGAAGGAUGCUGGGGCAAUAGAUUUUGAAGAUGGUGACUUUGAUGAGCCCAUGGAAGCUGAGGAGGUGAAUGUGGAGCCCGUGGCUGCUAAGACCUGUGACCAAGCGAGUGAGCCAGCAGAGGUGGUGAAACCCGAGGCAGAUCUUGGGAAAGGGACCACGCCCUGCUUAGGAGGUUUUCUCCCAGAUGUCUCUUGUUGGGACAUUGAUCAGGAAGAUGACAGCAGUUUCUCAGCCCAGGAAGUUCAAGUGGAUUCCAGUCACCUGCCACUGGUAAAAGGGGCAGAUGAGGAACAAGUGUUUCAGUUUUAUUGGCUGGAUGCUUAUGAAGAUCAGUACAACCAACCAGGUGUGGUAUUUCUGUUUGGCAAAGUUUGGAUCAAAUCUGCUGAAACCUAUGUGAGCUGUUGUGUCAUGGUGAAAAACAUUGAACGAACGCUAUACUUCCUUCCCCGUGAAAUGAAAAUUGAUCUAAACACAGGGAAAGAAACAGGAACUCCAGUUACAAUGAAGGAUGUUUAUAGUGAAUUUGAUGAGAAAAUAGCAACAAAAUAUAAAAUUAUGAAGUUCAAGUCCAAGAUAGUAGAAAAGAACUAUGCUUUUGAGAUACCUGAUGUUCCAGAAAAAUCUGAAUACUUGGAAGUUAGAUACUCGUCUGAAAUGCCACAGCUUCCUCAGGAUUUGAAAGGAGAAACUUUUUCUCAUGUAUUUGGGACUAACACAUCCAGCUCGGAACUGUUCUUGAUGAACAGAAAGAUCAAAGGACCUUGUUGGCUUGAAGUUAAAAAUCCACAGCUCUUAAAUCAGCCAAUCAGCUGGUGUAAAGUUGAGGCAAUGGCUUUGAAACCAGACCUGGUGAAUGUAAUUAAGGAUGUUGGUCCUCCCCCUCUUGUGGUGAUGUCUUUCAGCAUGAAGACAAUACAAAAUGCAAAGACACAUGAAAAUGAGAUUAUUGCUGUGGCAGCUUUGGUUCAUCAUAGCUUUGCAUUAGAUAAAGCACCGCCACAGCCUCCCUUCCAGUCACACUUCUGUGUUGUGUCUAAACCAAAGGACUGUAUUUUUCCAUAUGCUUUUAGUGAAGAAAUAAAGAAAAAGAAAGUGAAGGUUGAGAUUGCUGCAACUGAGAGAACACUGCUAGGGUUUUUCCUUGCAAAAGUUCACAAAAUUGAUCCUGAUAUCAUUGUGGGUCAUAAUAUUUAUGGAUUUGAACUGGAAGUGUUACUGCAGAGAAUUAAUGUGUGCAAAGUUCCUCACUGGUCCAAGAUAGGUCGACUGAAGCGAUCCAAUAUGCCAAAGCUUGGGGGCAGGAGUGGAUAUGGUGAAAGAAAUGCUACCUGUGGCCGAAUGAUCUGUGAUGUGGAAAUUUCGGCAAAAGAAUUAAUUCGUUGUAAAAGCUACCAUUUGUCUGAACUUGUUCAACAGAUUCUGAAAACUGAAAGGGUUGUAAUCCCCGUGGAAAAUAUGCGAAAUAUGUACAGUGAACCUUCUCAUCUGUUGUACCUGUUGGAACACACCUGGAAAGAUGCCAGGUUCAUUUUGCAGAUCUUGUGUGAGCUAAAUGUUCUUCCAUUAGCAUUGCAGAUCACUAACAUCGCUGGGAACAUUAUGUCUAGGACGCUGAUGGGUGGACGAGCUGAGCGUAAUGAGUUCUUGUUGCUUCACGCAUUUUAUGAAAACAACUAUAUUGUGCCUGACAAGCAGAUUUUCAGGAAGCCUCAGCAAAAACUGGGAGAUGAAGAUGAAGACAUCGAUGGAGAUGUCAAUAAAUACAAGAAAGGACGGAAGAAAGCAGCUUAUGCUGGAGGCUUGGUAUUGGACCCUAAAGUUGGUUUUUAUGAUAAGUUCAUUUUGCUUCUGGACUUCAACAGUUUAUAUCCUUCCAUCAUUCAGGAAUUCAACAUUUGUUUUACAACAGUGCAAAGAGUUGCUUCAGAGACACAAAAGGUUACAGAGGAUGAAGAACAAGAACAGAUCCCCGAGCUGCCAGAUCCAAGCUUAGAAAUGGGCAUUUUGCCCAGAGAGAUCCGGAAACUGGUAGAGCGGAGAAAACAAGUCAAACAGCUAAUGAAGCAGCAAGAUUUAAAUCCAGACCUUGUUCUUCAGUAUGACAUUCGACAGAAGGCUUUGAAGCUCACAGCAAACAGUAUGUACGGCUGCCUGGGAUUUUGCUACAGCAGAUUUUACGCCAAACCACUGGCUGCUUUGGUGACAUACAAAGGAAGGGAGAUUUUGAUGCAUACGAAAGAGAUGGUACAGAAGAUGAAUCUUGAAGUUAUUUAUGGAGAUACAGAUUCAAUAAUGAUAAACACCAAUAGCACCAAUCUGGAAGAAGUAUUUAAAUUGGGAAACAAGGUAAAAAGUGAAGUGAAUAAAUUGUACAAACUGCUUGAAAUCGACAUUGAUGGAAUUUUCAAGUCUCUACUACUGUUGAAGAAAAAGAAAUAUGCUGCUCUGGUUGUAGAACCAACAUCGGAUGGGAAUUACGUCACCAAACAGGAGCUGAAAGGAUUAGAUAUAGUUAGAAGAGAUUGGUGUGAUCUUGCUAAAGAUACUGGAAAAGUCCCUCUCUUUUUUUGCAGCUUUGUCAUUGGCCAGAUUCUUUCUGAUCAAAGCCGGGACACUAUAGUGGAAAAUAUUCAGAAGAGGUUAAUAGAAAUUGGAGAAGAUGUGCUAAAUGGCAGUGUCCCAGUGAGCCAGUUUGAAAUUAACAAGGCAUUGACAAAGGAUCCUCAGGAUUACCCUGAUAAAAAAAGCCUACCUCACGUACAUGUCGCUCUCUGGAUAAAUUCUCAAGGAGGCAGAAAGGUGAAAGCUGGAGAUACUGUGUCGUAUGUCAUCUGUCAGGAUGGGUCAAACCUCAGUGCGAGUCAGAGGGCCUAUGCACCUGAGCAGCUGCAGAAACAAGACAAUUUAACCAUUGACACCCAAUACUACCUGGCCCAGCAGAUCCACCCAGUUGUGGCUCGGAUCUGUGAGCCGAUAGACGGAAUUGAUGCUGUCCUCAUAGCAACAUGGCUAGGACUUGAUCCCACCCAGUUUAGAGUUCAUCAUUAUCAUAAAGAUGAAGAGAAUGAUGUUCUACUUGGUGGCCCAGCACAGCUCAGCGAUGAAGAGAAAUACAGGGACUGUGAGAGAUUCAAAUGCCCAUGCCCUGCGUGUGGGACUGAGAAUAUUUACGAUAGUGUCUUCGAGGGUUCGGGAACUGAUCUGGAGCCCAGCUUGUUUCGUUGCAGUAACAUCAACUGUAAAGCUUCACCUAUGAACUUUAUUGUACAGCUGAGCAACAAAUUGAUCUUGGAUAUUAGACGUUGCAUUAAGAAAUACUAUGAGGGCUGGUUGAUUUGUGAGGAGCCAACCUGUCGAAAUCGAAUUCGGCACCUUCCCCUUCAGUUUUCCCGAAAUGGACCUCUUUGCCAAGUCUGCAUGAAAGCUACACUUCGACCAGAGUAUUCUGACAAGUCCCUGUACACCCAGCUGUGCUUUUACCGGUACAUUUUUGAUGUGGACUGUGCACUGGAGAAACUUACUACCGAUCAUGAGAAAGAGAAAAUGAAGAAGCAGUAUAUUACCAACGAAGUUCGUAAGGACUACAGAAAUCUCAAGAACAUAACAGAGCAGUUCUUGUCCCAAAGUGGCUACACCGAAGUGAACCUCAGCAAGCUCUUUGUGGACUGUGCUGUGAGGUCCUGAGGGCACCCCAGAAGUGGCCAUGGCGGGGGUGGUUGAAUGAA
Molecule: messenger RNA, 4512 nt
Organism: Myotis brandtii (Brandt's bat)
Lineage: Eukaryota; Metazoa; Chordata; Mammalia; Chiroptera; Vespertilionidae
Gene: POLA1
Product: polymerase (DNA directed), alpha 1, catalytic subunit
Exons: 37
Coding region: 59-4471 (1470 amino acids)
Biological process (GO): leading strand elongation; DNA replication; mitotic DNA replication initiation
Cellular component (GO): alpha DNA polymerase:primase complex
Molecular function (GO): DNA-directed DNA polymerase activity; DNA replication origin binding; pyrimidine nucleotide binding
Source: RefSeq, a predicted model, not a curated record